UUUAACAAUAGAAGAAAGAAAAAAGCAGGGAAAUAUUCAGAAAUUAUAAGAAAAUAUUCCAAAGUUUAGAUUUAUAUCCAGUAAAAUACCAUGUAUCAGGAAUAUUUAAAUCAAUUGCAAGUUUCCAUAAAUCCUUUAUCGACAGAAGAACUAAAAGAUCUACUUAAUAAUGAUGAAAAACUUGAUGAGAGGAUUGACGCAGUUUUACAAAUUUUAAAGGCUCAAAAGGACAGUCUUUUCACAGAAAACCGUUCCAAAGCUGAGCGUAACAUUGAAAAGGAACCACAGAUAAUUGAAUUGAAAGGAAAAGUAGCCGAGCUCAACGAGGAGGGUAAACAAUGUUGUGAGGCUGUACAGGAAAAGUUGUCCCUCAUUAAGGAGAAGUCUGGUGGUGUAAGUCAGGAAACGGCCUUAGCUUUGCUACAGACAGCAGCUGCAGAAAGCGAAGAGAACUCCGAGGCUAUAAUUAAAAAAUUCACAGACAACGAUAUAAAUGUUGAGAAUUUUCUGGAAGAAUUUUUGCCAGCCCGCAAGAUAAUGCAUUUACGCAAACUAAAGGCUGAGAAAAUGCAAGAACUUAUGCGACGCCAAGCACAUAGUGGCCCAAAUCCAGCACCACGCAACAUGGCUGGACCAGCCUAUAGCAAUAUACCCUCAAGUGGUUUUUAUCCCGCACCACGUCCACCUUAUGGCGGCGGCGGUGUUCCAUAUCCUAUGGGACCCAUGAUGCCAAUGCCACCACCACGCCCCUAUUAACUAACUGCCAGCUCUUGUGUCAUUUAUUGUUGACCUCAUAAGCGUACAAAUCAUUAGAAGUUUUGUUUGCAAUUUGUAAUCAAAAUGCCCAAUUCGGAACAGGUAGAAAAGAGGAGGAGGAUGUGAAUGAUAAUGUGAUGAUGGCAAAUCUCUUUAUUUUUUAAAUUUCUAUGGAAAUUCAGUUAAUCUACAUAUAUAUAACAAUACUAUGCUGGUGAAAAAGCACCACUUACAGGACAACUAUAUAUAGAUCUUUUUAUCUUUGGUUUCUUUUUUAAUCUCCUAUAAAAGUUAUUUAAAAAAUGAUUUAUUUACAACACACUUAUAUGUAUAUUAAAGUUAAUCGUUUGUUAUCAAAUUAAGUAUUUUAAAAUAAUAAAAAUAACGUAGAGUUAAAAAAAAGUAUAAAUAA
Molecule: messenger RNA, 1168 nt
Organism: Calliphora vicina (urban bluebottle blowfly)
Lineage: Eukaryota; Metazoa; Arthropoda; Insecta; Diptera; Calliphoridae
Gene: Vps37B
Product: vacuolar protein sorting 37B
Exons: 1
Coding region: 91-756 (221 amino acids)
Biological process (GO): protein targeting to membrane; ubiquitin-dependent protein catabolic process via the multivesicular body sorting pathway; protein targeting to vacuole
Cellular component (GO): ESCRT I complex
Source: RefSeq, a predicted model, not a curated record